AUGCCUCCCACUUCUUCCUACCACGUCCCUCCUCUCCCUCCUCCUAUCGUGCCUGCAUGCGCCAGGAACUUCAUCCGUCACUGCAAGCGCGGCUGCCUGCAGUUUGUCUUCAUCAAGCCACUCCUCGCCGGGCUCUGCCUCGCCCUCUACGCCACUGGCCUCUACGAGGAGGGCGUGUUCGCUGCCAGCAACGGGUACCCCUACGUGACAUGCGUGUACAUGGUGUCAUACUCCCUCGCGGUCUACGCGCUGCUCUUCUUCUACUUCGGCUGCCACGACCUGCUGCGCUCCUUCAACCCCAUCCCCAAGUUCAUCAUGAUCAAGCUUGUUGUCGUCCUCACCUACUGGCAGGGCAUAGUGGUGUUCGUAGCGGGCCAUCUGGGUCUAGUGCGCUCCUCCACCGACGCAGCAGACCUGCAGUCUCUGCUGCUGUGCUGUGAGAUGGCCCUCGCUGCAGUGGGCUUUGCGUGGGCCUUCCCCGUGACGCCCUUUGCUGCUGCCAGCGUGGGGGGCGGUGGGGGGCGGAUAGUAGAGGAGGUGGGGGGCUUCUUUCAGAGGCUCAGGCAUGCGGCAGCUGUGGGGGAUGUGGUGGACGACACUGUUCACCAGUGCGCCACCUUUGCUUGCCAUGUCGUGCCACCUCUGCUUGCCACCAUGACUGCGUCUCCUCUCCCUGCCCACCCCUCCGUUUCUCCGCAUCGUACCAUAUUUCACCUGCAACUCUCCACAUUCACACCCGCCGGCUAUCCCCGAUGUACCACGGCUACGUUCUCCCCGACCUACCAUGACUACGUGCUCUACAGCGAUGGCUCCACACAGGCCAAGCACUUCCGCACUCGCACGUUCGUGCCCAUGGGCCGGGAGAUGGAGGCAUACCGCAAGGACGGCAAGAUCAACUCCAUCCAGUCGCCCGACUACAUUCUCGCCCCCCCUCCUCCUCUUCAUCCCUUCCCCUGCAAGCCCUGCGCCACCACCACCACUGCCCCCGAUACCACCACCGGCUCCACCACCACCAUGAGCAGCAGCGCAUCUGGCCUGGCAUCUGACACUGCCAUACGCACCCUGGCGGCUGACUCGUUAGGAACUGCUUCAGGAGACCCGUUUAGAGAAGUUACUAACAGUGUUGGAACCAGUGGUACAAGAGCCGCAGCAGCAACUGUAACAGCCCCUGCCAGCACCAUGGUUACUGAGUUACCACCUGGCACAGCACUGCUAGACUUCCUGUCUGGGAGUGGGACCAAAAGCAUGGUAUUAACACGGGGAUCCAUGGAUUUGGGGCUGGUGGUGGACGAGGAGGACCUCAUGGAGGAAGGGGAUGCAAGGCGCGAGCUGGAAGGUGUGGUGCAGCGGUGA
This is a messenger RNA of Closterium sp. NIES-65, 1353 nucleotides long. The record is from the annotation of a GenBank genome assembly. Lineage: Eukaryota; Viridiplantae; Streptophyta; Zygnematophyceae; Desmidiales; Closteriaceae.